Messenger RNA from Populus trichocarpa (black cottonwood), 632 nucleotides. RefSeq names its product late embryogenesis abundant protein Lea14-A. The record is from RefSeq and is a predicted model, not a curated record. Gene Ontology annotation, biological process: response to desiccation. The coding region runs from base 94 to 549 and encodes 151 amino acids. The transcript has 2 exons. Gene Ontology annotation, cellular component: cytosol. Lineage: Eukaryota; Viridiplantae; Streptophyta; Magnoliopsida; Malpighiales; Salicaceae.
GAGAAGCUAGAGAAGAGAUAACCAUCAUUUCUGUGGGAAAUAAAAGAACUAGCAAAGCCCCUGACUAAUUAAGUUUAUCUUGCAAUUACAAAAAUGUCGCAGUUGCUAGGCAAGGCCAAACAUUUUGUGGCAGAGAAGGUGGUUAAUGUCAAGACCCCAGAGGCUACCAUCACCGACAUGAAUCUGGAAAGCGUGCACCCAGACAGCAUAGACUAUGGUGCCAAGGUGUCUGUCAAGAACCCAUAUGGAACUACGAUCCCUAUUUGCGAGAUCUCCUACUCUUUCAAGAGCGGUGGCAGGAUGAUUGCAUCAGGGACAGUGCCAGACCCUGGCUCGUUGAAAGGGGACGACACAACGAUCUUAGAUGUGCCGAUGAAGGUGCCACACAGUGUGCUUGUGAGCUUGGUGAAGGACGUUGUUGGAGACGGUGAUAUAGACUAUGAGUUGGUGUUGGGUCUCACAAUUGACCUUCCUAUCUUUGGCAAUUUCACCAUUCCUCUGUCCAGGAAGGGUGAACUCAAGCUGCCUUCCCUCUCUGAUAUGUUUUAAUUCUCUCUUAGGUUGGAUCUGGAUCUGUUUUUCUAUUAUACUAAGGGAUAAAUAAAAUGGAAGUGUGUUUUUGUCCCGUACAA